AUGUCUUCCCGGUCGCCUUCGCCACAGCGCGAAAUGGCAGAUGCGCCGCCAUCUCGACCUUCGAGAUCUCCCUCGCCGCGUCGUGAGCGCGGAGGAGACCGACCGCGUCGUGCCCGCAAUGGAGGCGACAGCUAUCGCCCGGGCGGCGCGCGAGACCGCGAUGACGAACCACCCCGACGGCCGCGCUCGCCUGCGCCACGCAAGCCAUCGCCAGUGCCGCCAACCGAGGAGGAGAAGCAGGCAGCCGCCCGCGCCGAAUAUGAAAAACUGCUGACGAUGCGGUCUGGAGGCACGUACAUACCGCCAGCCCGUCUCCGCGCCCUGCAGGCUCAGAUCACCGACAAGACGACCAAGGAGUACCAGCGCAUGGCCUGGGAGGCGCUCAAGAAGUCCAUCAACGGUCUCAUCAACAAGGUCAAUGUUGCCAACAUCAAGCACAUUGUCCCCGAGCUCUUUAACGAAAACCUGAUCCGUGGCCGCGGCCUCUUCUGCCGCAGCAUCAUGAAGGCCCAGGCCGCCUCCCUGCCCUUCACUCCCAUCUAUGCCGCCUUUGCCGCUAUUGUCAAUACAAAGCUGCCGCAGGUCGGCGAGCUGCUCGUCUCGAGGCUGGUCAUGUCGUUCCGCAAGGGCUUCAAGAGAAACGACAAGGCUGUCUGCUUAUCCUCCGUCAUGUUCCUGGCUCAUCUCGUCAACCAGCAGGUUGUGCACGAAAUGCUUGUUGCCCAAAUCCUGCUCCUUCUUCUGCAAAAACCAACGGACGACUCUGUGGAGAUUGCAAUUGCUUUGAUCAAGGAGGUCGGUGCGCAUCUCGAAGAGUUCUCGCCAGCCAUCUCGAAUGCAGUAUGGGAUCAGUUCAGAAAUAUUCUGCAUGAAGCAGACAUCGACAAGAGGGUUCAGUACAUGAUUGAGGUGGCCUUCCAGAUCCGAAAGGACAAGUUCAAGGACAACCCGCCCAUCAAGGAGGAACUGGACCUGAUUGAGGAGAGUGAUCAGAUCACACACCGAGUCGAGUUGGACGCAAAUCUCAAUGUGCAAGAUGGACUCAACAUUUUCAAGUUUGAUGAAAAAUGGGAGGAGAAUGAGGCAGCCUACAAGCAGCUCAAGGCGGAAAUUCUUGGAGAGGGCAGCGACUACGAGGACGAUGACGACGAUGAUGAGAGCUCGGAUGAUGAGGACGAAGAAGAGAAGGCCAUGGAGAUCAAAGACCAGUCAAACACCGACCUAGUCAACCUGAGGAAGACGAUUUAUCUGACGAUCCAGUCUGCACUCGACCCCGAAGAAGCAGUGCACAAGCUGCUAAAGGUCCAGCUCCCAGCUGGGUACGAAUCCGAAUUGAUUUCCAUGGUGGUCGAGUGUUGUUCGCAGGAGAAGACAUACACCAAGUUCUUCGGUUUGAUCGCGGAAAGGCUUGCCAAGAUCAACCGCGAAAAGAUGAUGAUGUUUGAGGACUCUUUCAAGACUUAUUACGAGACAUGCCAUCGGUACGAGACCAACAGACUUCGCAACAUUGCAAGACUGUUUGGUCACCUCUUUGGCAGCGACGCCAUUGGCUGGUACACUCUGGAAGCCAUUCACCUGAAUGAGGAGGAAACGACUAGUUCGUCUCGUAUUUUCAUCAAGAUCAUGUUCCAGGAGAUUGCCGAGGAACUUGGCAUGCCAAAGCUGCAAGCUAGAAUGAAGGACGACAUCCUGCAACCGAGUCUGGAGGGCUUGUUUCCCCGCGACAACGCAAAGAAUAUUCGAUUCUCCAUCAACUACUUCACCAGUAUUGGUAUGGGUCCGCUCACCGAGGAUAUGCGAGAACGCCUCGCGGCUAUGCCAAAACCUACACUACCCGCUCCAGCUGCCCGAGACGAUUCGGAUUCGGAAUCAGUGUCAAGUUAUUCUUCCUACACAGGGUCAUCCUACUCAUCCCGAUCGCGCUCGCGGACACCACCCCGACGGGCUAUUGAUAAAAGGGGACGUUCCCUGUCACGAUCACCCCGACAACGUGGCAGAUCAUAUUCGUACGAUAGUCGGGGCCGGAGCUACUCCAGGUCGCGGUCGCGGUCGCGGUCGCCAUCCUAUAGAGAGAUGACUCCUAUUCGCGAAGCCCGCCUCCACGCAGAGGUGGUCGCGAUGCGAGCUAUUCCCGGUCUCGUAGUCCUGUACGCAACAAAGGCAGACCCAGAGCAUAUUCGUACAGCAGUCUUAGCCGCAGUCCGACUCGCUCUCCAGGCUCGCGAUCCCGCUCAUAUACCCCAUCGCGCUCACGCACCCCUCCAAGAAGAGCUCCUGCUCAGGGUGCCAGACGCGAGUCAUUCUCCCCCCGAAGCCCCGUACCAUCACCUGGACGUGCGAGACGCGGUAGUAGUGUCUAUUCCAGAACGCCAUCACCACCCGUGCGACGUGGCCGACCCGCUUCGAGGUCGAUAUCUAGAAGCCCGCCGCCCAGAAGACGUAGAAAUACGAGCAGUGUGA
Molecule: messenger RNA, 2460 nt
Organism: Pestalotiopsis fici W106-1
Lineage: Eukaryota; Fungi; Ascomycota; Sordariomycetes; Amphisphaeriales; Sporocadaceae
Exons: 2
Coding region: 1-2460 (819 amino acids)
Biological process (GO): mRNA splicing, via spliceosome
Cellular component (GO): catalytic step 2 spliceosome
Molecular function (GO): protein binding; RNA binding
Source: RefSeq, a predicted model, not a curated record